AGUACACAUAUUUGCCGAGUCUGCGUUGGGAUGCUUAUGCCGUCACUAAUCUCAUCUGGUGCGAUUUAUUCGUAACAAUAGAUCUGCUUAUCGGGGUCUGAAUCGCCCGCCAGUAGCUGAAAGAUGCGCCUGACUCAGUGAUAAACUGGUACUCCAACGGGAUAGGUAAUACCCGUAGCGCUUCACUCAUGCACAUCCUUUGGUGGGUCAUUCUGGGAGUGUUCGUAGGCGGUGGUAGGGUACGUGCUUACAAUGUGUCCUUAUCGCUUAUCCCCCAGUCUGUGGUUGUAACAUUCGGUGAAACGGCCAGUUUUAACAUUGAAGCCAGUGGAUAUGUAUCAUCCCGAUUUGAUUUGCAACUGUGCUGGCCCCAAGAUGCAGCAAUGCAGAUUGAAUCCAAUCAAACCAUUUCUUUCGUGGAAGGCUGGAACAAUCAUUCUAUCUCGCUGUUGAUAGAACCGGUAAAACAGGGACGCUUCAUCGUACAACCAUGGGUAGAACCGGAAGGAGUAGUGGACGAUACGCGGCUAUUCCUGCUGAUCAAAGUGGCUAUGUUUAAACCAUUGAUGAUCAUAUCAUUGAUGGUUGGAUGGGCCUACACUGCCUGCUGGUCUGCGGGUUAUUACCCCCAGAUUUGGCUGAACUAUCGUCGGAAAAGUGUGGUCGGACUAAGCUUUGACUUUUUGUACAUCAACAUAGUGGGACACAUAAGCUACGUGGUGUUCAAUGUGUUCCUUUACUGGAAUACCUUUGUGGAGGACGAGUACUACCAACGCCAUCCCUUUGGACUGAACCCGGUCAUUGGAAAUGAUAUAGGAUUUGCGGUACACGCCGUGUUCGGUACCGGGUUUACCAUAUUCCAGUGUUGGAUAUACGAAACUGGUGGAAACAGUGUAUCCAAACCGGCGAAAUCGAUCAUCGUUACCUACUUUCUCAUCAUCUUUGCGACGAUGGGCUGUGCUAUAUGGAAUGUCAUGCAUUGGUUAGAUUUCUUGUAUGUGCUUAGCUAUAUUAAGCUCUCCACUACCAUGAUCAAAUACUUUCCGCAAGCUUACAUGAACUAUCGUCGCAAGAGUACGGAAGGGUUUGAGAUCAUGAAUCGAUUACUAGAUCUCGCUGGUGGACUGUUCAGCAUACUGCAGAUGGUUAUAAAUGCUUGGAAUUUCGAUGAUUGGAGAUCCAUUGGAGGCGAUCCGGUUAAAUUUGGUUUGGGGAUCUUCUCUAUCCUAUUCGAUCUGGUGUUCAUGUUCCAGCAUUACAUUCUAUACAGAAAACGAAGCGUUAAAGUCCCGGCAGAGUUGCCAAUGCUUCCAAAAUGACCGCAUUUGAAUUAUGCUGUGAUAUAUUCCAAUUACUGCCCGAUUAGGGUCACAAUAAACAUCCUCGACCGUGCUUUGGUUUGUUUCAUCGUA
Anopheles arabiensis is the source of this 1412-nucleotide messenger RNA. Its product is annotated as cystinosin homolog. Bases 189 to 1319 code for a protein of 376 amino acids. Lineage: Eukaryota; Metazoa; Arthropoda; Insecta; Diptera; Culicidae. Gene Ontology annotation, biological process: L-cystine transport. The record is from RefSeq and is a predicted model, not a curated record. The transcript has 5 exons. Gene Ontology annotation, cellular component: lysosomal membrane. Gene Ontology annotation, molecular function: L-cystine transmembrane transporter activity.